AUCGAAAAAGUUUAUGGAAAUAUCAUGAAUAUUGUUUAUAUAUGGAUGGUCGUGGAAGUUAUUCAUUUAAACCAAUUGAUGAACAUACUUCUGAAUUUGGAUCCUAG
Messenger RNA from Rotaria sordida, 107 nucleotides. NCBI's taxonomy places the organism in Eukaryota, Metazoa, Rotifera, Eurotatoria, Philodinida, Philodinidae. The record is from the annotation of a GenBank genome assembly.